This is a messenger RNA of Miscanthus lutarioriparius, 2898 nucleotides long. Lineage: Eukaryota; Viridiplantae; Streptophyta; Magnoliopsida; Poales; Poaceae. The record is from the annotation of a GenBank genome assembly.
AUGGCGCCGCCUCCGUCGUCCUUGCUCCGAGAGCUCCUCGCAGCUGACGGCUUCAAGAACCGUCACAAGCCGCCCGACAGCUCCGCCCCGGCGGCCUCGAGAGCCGCGAGCAUGCCACUCCAGCACCGGCGCCCGGGCAAGCCGCCGUCGCGGUCACAGUCCGAUGUGCUCACCCGCAGCCGCCUGAGGCAGAUGAACGCCGACGCGGACGAUGGCAGCAGGGCCACCGGUGCCGAGCGGCGGCGUGCCGCGACCGAGACGCGCGGGUCGUCGGCGUCGCUGACGAGCGCGAGGAGGCACAGCAACAAGGGAGACGGCGACAACAGCGGCUCGGGCGCCGGUGCCAGGAGAGGCUCUGCGUCUGACCCUUCCGCGGUGCCGGCGCUCGACGAGUCCGCGCUCACCGCGCUCAUCUCCCUGGCCGCGGGACCCCUGAAGCGGUUCGCCAAGGACGAGGCGUUCCGCGCCUCGCUGCGCGCCGGCUGCGCCUCGUGCCUCGGCGACUCCAACCACCGCGCCGUGCUGGACCUCCGCGUGCACGCGCAGACCGUCGAGCGGGCCGCGACAGAGGGCCUGGACCCGCGCGACCUGAAGCGCGCGUCGCUCAAGCUCCACGAGAUGGCGUCGCUCCAGGGCAAGGACGCGGACGCGGUGACCGCGGCGGCGGGCGUUCCCUACGCGCGCCUCGCCGCGUGCGCGCACCUCUACAUGGCCGCCGUCUCCAAGCUGCAGAAGCGGGACCACUCCGCCGCGGUGCACGCCCUGGAGACCUUCUGCCUGGCGCCGCGCGAGGCGCGGACGGUCCUGCUGCCCGCGCUCUGGGACAGGCUCUUCCGGUCGGGACUCUCGCACCUCAGGACGUGGCGCGACCGCGAGUCAGCGGCGGCGAGCGCGGACGAAAGGGUGAAGGAGGUGGAGAAGGUGUUCGUGGACGUACUGGACGAGGGGACGCGCGCGCUCGCGUGCUACUACAGGGACUGGCUGCUGGGGCGGACAGAUGCCAUGGCUCUCCCGGACGUUCCUGCUCCUCCGAGCACGGUCCAUGCCAGCGCGCCGAGGUGCUCAGCGUCGACGUCGUACGACAUCAGCUCGGAAGUCAUGUUCGGCUCCGGGAGUUCGAGUCCGACGAAGUUCGCGUACGACGACACAAUGCGGCCAUCCGAGGAAAUCGAGGAGGAAGAAGCGGUGUACUCCGACGCCGCCGCAGACGCGGUGACCAUGCUCCCGGACCAGGAGAGCGAUGGAGCUGGAGGUGAGGAAAGGAGCUACAUUCCCGCUCUGUUGGCAGAAGAAAACGUGCCCGUGCCCGUGCCUGACAGUUUAGACAGAGAGACGUUCGAACCACAUGUCGAAGAAGAACCCAACAAGGAAUCAGAUGCGUCAGCAAGUUACCCGACGAUUUCGGACAACUCUGCUAUUCACCUUCUUACAGUCGAGUUCUGUGAAGUGCCACUCCAGAGUGACAUAGAUGGCAAUGACCUAUCCAUUUUCGCCACGGUUCCCAGCGACUUCCUGUGUCCACUGACGCGCCAGGUCUUCAACAAUCCCGUGACGAUCGAGACAGGCCAGACGUUCGAGCGGCACGCUAUAGUUCAGUGGCUAGACAGAAGCUUCAGAAUGUGCCCGGUUACAGGCCAAGAGCUCUCGAGCAUGAUGGUUCCAGACACGAACCGUGUGCUCAAACGCUUGAUCGAUAGCUGGAAAUCUGAACAUUGCAAGCAUCUGGUAUCCGAAAGCGCUGGGUUUGAUGUGAAGUUAACUUUGCCAUUAAUAGACAAGGCUCUGGAUUCAGCUGAAGACAUGCCUGAAAAACUUGACAAGGCAAGGCACCUUAUGGCGAUCGGCGGGAUAGACUUCCUUCUGCAUAAGUUUCAGGAAGGUGGGGGAGAUGAGCAGCCGCGGGUAGCUGAGCACCUGUUGCUUUGCAUCAGGGCUGAAGGCAGCUGCAGGAAUUACGUGGCUAUAAAGAUCGAUGGCUCAAGUGUUCUGCGGCUUCUCCACAGUGAAGUGCUUUCAGUAAGAAGAACUGCAGUGGGUUUGCUCAUUGAACUGAUCUGCUUAAGAAGGAGAGAAAUGUUUGAAUUGCUCCUGCAUGGAUUGAGAGCAGAGACGAUCAUGGAGGCAAUGGAUGUGCUACUGGAGUAUCUCCGGAGCUUGCCGGUAGAAGAACAAGCCCCAAUUGCCGUUCUACUGUUGCGUUUGGAUGAAUUGGUGGAGACAAACAGAAACAGCACGUACAGAGAAGAGGCGACCAAGAUCAUCACACAUUCUCUGAGAUGCUGCCUGUCAGAGGACAAUAAUGUCGUGCCCAGCACUCGGAGAGCUCUGCUGCUGUUGGGAGGGCACUUCACCUUCUCAGGCGACCUUCUCGCAGAGGACUGGAUGCUGAAACAGGCCGGCUUCAUCGACCACUCACGGGACACUGCUGCCAGUUCUGACGCUGUCAUACACGACAAGGAAUCGUCCGAAAACGAUGCAUGGCUGAGACACGUGGCGGCGGCGCUCCUCGGCAGCAGCAUCGGGAUCAGGAGACCGUUCCUGGAGGCGCUGUCCAAGUGCCUGGGCUCCCCCGACGCCGACCUGGUGGGCGCGUGCCUGACGACGGCCGGGUGGCUGAGCCGCGCGCUGGCUUCGUCUGUGGACGAGGACGGCGCCAUGGACACGUCCCUCGCCGCGUUCUCGGCGCUCGUCCCGCGGCUGAAGCAGUGCCUGGCGCCCGGCCGGCCCGCCCGGCACAGGGUCCUCGCGGCCGUGUCGCUGCACAACUUUAGCAGAAUCCCAGACUGCAGGGAGCUGCUGAUGCUGCUGGCUGACGGCCUGCGCGACCACCUCGCGGAGCUCGCGCAGCUGACCUGGACGGCCGGUCAGCUAUCCGCCGAACUCCGCGGCCACGAAUGA